UGCAAAGAGUCAGACACGACUGAGCGACUGAACUGAACUGAAAUGAAAGCUGUUUUAGAAAAAAAAACUGUUGGGUAAAGGCAUCAGAGUUGAUACUUUAUUACAUUAUCCCAACAUACUUCUAGCAAAACAUUUCAGCCUAGACAAAAUGAAAUGGAGGGAAAAGGGUGAUACUUAAUAACAGUAUCAAAACUAACAACUAUCCACAGGAAAAAUUUUUUUUAAAUAUAUGAAAGAUCAUAACACAGAAAUCUACACAAAUACCAGGGAGAGAAACUGAAGAAGACCCAACUAUGCCCCGUCCACACUGGAAGGGGAGACUCAAACUGCAACAGAUCAAAAGUGAACAGGAAGUUGUGCGCAUGCUGCAGGCUGUGCCUCGUGGACAAGGAGGAGGCCGGAAGCCCCUGCAGACGAAGAAGGGUCUGCUCUGCCUCCAGAGUUCCACGGGAGCCCAGAAAGGGCCCGGCUAUCUGGACCCUGAGCACAGCAAGCUGGCGCCCGAGAGGGAGGAGGAAGGGAACGCCACCAGGAGGAAUGAAGCUCGAACGCCAGCUCACUCUUAGGAAGCGAGAGAGGGGAGGCCCCGAGACCAUCUCAGAGAAAGGACAGUGAUGGCCCCACCAGGUCUUUUAAGAGAAUACGCUCAAUACAGAACGGGACUUGACACCGCAAAGAGCUUGACACAUACAUCAGCCUAGAUUAAAAAGCUUUUCUCCCCACAGUUUUUCCAUUUAAGGAGCAUCUUAUGAGGCCACAUUAAGAUUAGGAACUCUCACCAGAAUGACAAUGAAGAGAACGGAGAGGCAGACCUCGGUGCCGAAGACAGGCCUACUGGCCACACACCACAAGGGGCUGCAUCCAGAACAGGGUUUAAAAACAAGCUGCACUGACAGCACCCAGCUAACUCAGCAAGAGAGUGGAACACGCACUUUACAGGAGACGACAACCCACUGGGCAGCAAGCCUCUCUGAAGCGUUGCCUGCCAUCACUGGCGACUGAAGGAACGCAGGACAGCGACAGCCUCUGCCUACCCGCCUUCGGGCUGAGAGCAGACAGGGUGGGAUGCUACUGAGGGCCCCUCUGGCCCUUGCGGGGGCGGGUGUGUUACCUGCCAGGACGACACACAUUGGUCCCGGCAGGUCCACUCAGGACACAGAAAGCACAGCAGCCCCACGGCAGGAGGCAAGGAGGGGUCUACAACGUGGUGCCACGCCCAUGAAGACCGGAAGCCAGACUCCUCAGGGGCCCUCGGGGUCAAGGGGAAAGAGGCCAGAGCAGUAGUCUUCCUGCGUCAGGACAGGCCACCCGGGGCAGCAGGGACAGAACUGGCCCCGGGCUUCUCCCAACUCGGCAGGCUGACCGCCAGUGCUGCUGCAGGACUCGGGCAAGGCUGACCCGGCUGCCGCAGUCCCAACAAGGGCGCCCCACCACACACGCUCCCCAGGGGUUUACAGGAAGUUCCACCCCAGGCCUGUGGGUGUCAGGGGACAGGCGCCGGGCCGCCCGCCGGCUGGGAGCUUUUCGGUGCAGAGGCCCCAGGGCCCGACCCCUGCUGAGUCUGCACUUUCUACUGUGUAAAUGCGUGUUUGCCCUGUAGACUUCUGGGUGUGGACUUUCUCCCUGCAGAUCUAUAAUUUCUCAGAAGAGCAACUGAGAGACGACCUGGAAAAAAAUCAAAGCUCGAUAAAGGGAGGAAGGCAAAGCCAGUCCUUGAGUCAUGGGAUGAGCAGGGAAGGAGCCACGAGGCAGGGGCUCUCUGGGCCCCGGGGGCUCCUGCCUCACCGGGAGGCCUCCACAAGUCUAGCCUUACCCACGCGUGGUUCCGCCUUUUUCCAGCCCUGCUGACACAGGCCCUCCACCCCAGGCAGAGCAGAGGAAGGGGUGGGCGGGCACAGCAGCCACGGGCAGGGUCCUGGUGAAGGGGAGGGGCAGCUGGAGGCCAGCCCAGGGACGAAGCUGGGUCUGGAGGAGCCGCACCCAGCCUCCCACGUCUGACCUGGGGCUGACCUCAGGCCAGACACUGUGCCCCCGGAGGCCUGCACACUGUGGGGUGGCCGUGCCCCACAGGUACCCGAGGGCAGGAUGGGGCCACUGCUUCGGGGGCUGGUCUCACAGCCCCAGAUCUGGCCCCCGAGGCCAGGCCACCCCCACUCUCCUCUGGAGAACAGGGCCGGGAAAGCAAACAGAGCGGCCAGGACCCGGCCAAGCAUUCCUAGAAGAGGCUGGGGGUGGGGCACGGCCAGACAGCAGCUGACCCUGAGGUCACGGGAGAAGAGGAGGCUGGGCCGGGCCCUGGGAGCUGACCGAGGACCCCACCCAGGUGGGGAGGAACAGGCGGGGCGUGGUCAGCAUUCGGGGGACUGGCAGGCCCAGCUUAACUCCCACACGGCCAUCGGCUGGGCAGGGAGCCCCCAGGAGCCCCCGAAGGGCCCCCACCCCCAAGCAGGGGGAGGCUGAACACUAGCCCCUCACAGGCUGCUCCAAGGGAGACCCCCGCCCAGCACUGCCUGCAGCCCCAGCUCCGCGGCCAGCCCUGCAGGGGGAUGGGGGGCAGGGGAGCCGGGACGAUGGGGAUGGGCCCUCGGGCCUCAGAGCCACACCGGCCCCCUCGCCCCUGAGGGCAUGGUAGGCAGACGCCACCCCCAGCCCGUCCCUUGUGCCACCUGCCCCACACUCCGCUCUGAGCCGUCGCUGGCGCCCGGCAGGAGGGGGUUAACGGCGCUGGGGCCAGCAGCUGGGCUGGCCGGCGACACGGGUGCUGCCCCGCGGAGGGGAAAUCCAGAGGGCAGGAGCAGCGGCCCAGCAGACGCCCCGCUCCCGCUCAGCACGAGGGAUGGCCCCAAGCAGAGCCCCUCUCCCCGCAGGAGGCCCGGCCCUGGUGGUGCUGCUGGUCUCCUGGGCAGCGCUGGGUCCCCACGGCCUGGAGGGAGUGGAACCCACGGCGCCAGCAGACCCUGAGGGCCUGCAGUGCCCAGCCGUCUGCUCCUGUGGCCACGACGACUACACGGACGAGCUCAGCGUCUUCUGCAGCUCCCGGAACCUCACGCGGCUGCCAGGGGGCCUCCCGCCUGGCACCAGGGCGCUCUGGCUGGACGGGAACAACUUCUCCUCCAUCCCUGCGGCCGCCUUCCGGAACCUCUCGGGCUUGGGCUUCCUCAACCUGCAGGGGAGCGGGCUGGCCAGCCUGGAGCCGCAGGCGCUGCUGGGCCUGAGCAGCCUGUGCCACCUGCACCUGGAGCGUAACCGGCUGCGCGCGCUGGCGGCCCACACCUUCCUGCACACGCCCGGCCUGGCCUCGCUCGGCCUCAGCAACAACCUGCUCAGCCGCCUGGACGAGGGCCUCUUCCAGGGCCUGGCGCACCUCUGGGACCUCAACCUGGGCUGGAACAGCCUGGCUGUGCUGCCCGACGCCGCGUUCCAGGGCCUGGCCGGCCUGCGGGAGCUGGUGCUGGCAGGUAACAAGCUGGCCUACCUGCAGCCUGCGCUCUUCUGCGGCCUGGGCGAGCUGCGAGAGCUGGACCUGAGCCGGAACGCCCUGCGCAGCGUCAAGGCCAAUGUCUUCGUCAAGCUGCCCAAGCUCCAGAAACUCUACCUGGACCACAACCUCGUGGCCGCCGUGGCCCCGAAUGCCUUCCUGGGCAUGAAGGCGCUGCGCUGGCUGGACCUGUCGCACAACCGCGUGGGCGGCCUCCUGGAGGACAGCUUCCCGGGGCUGCUGGGCCUGCACGUCCUGCGCCUCUCACACAAUGCGCUCGCCGGCCUGCGGCCCCGCACCUUCAAGGACCUGCACUUCUUGGAAGAGUUGCAGCUCGGCCACAACCGCCUGCGGCAGCUGCCUGAGGAAGCCUUUGCGGGCCUGGGCCAGCUGGAAGUGCUGGCGCUCAACAACAACCAGCUGCAGGAGCUCAGGCCUGGCGGCUUCCUGGGCCUGCUCAACCUGGCCGUGCUCAACCUCUCCAGCAACUGUCUGCGCGACCUCCCAGAGCGGGCCUUCCAGGGCCUGGCCAAGCUGCACAGCCUGCACCUGGAGGGCGGCUGCCUGGCCCGCCUGGGCCCGCUUGCUUUCGCGGGCCUCUCGGGGCUGCGCCGGCUCUUCCUCAAGGGCAACAGCAUCACAGAUGUGGACGAGCGCAGCCUGGGGGGCCUGGUCGAGCUGCUUGAGCUGGACCUGACCGCCAACCAGCUCACGCACCUGCCCGGCCGGCUCUUCCAGGACCUCGGCCGCCUGGAGUACCUCCUCCUCGCCCACAACCGGCUGUCGGCGCUGCCGGCGGAAGCCCUGGGGCCCCUACAGCGCACCUUCUGGCUGGACGUCUCGCACAACCGUCUGGAGGCGCUGCCCACGGCCGUGCUCGCGCCGCUCAGCCGCCUGCGCUUCCUCAGCCUCCGAAACAACUCGCUGAGGACCUUUGCACCACAGCCCCCAGGCCUGGAGCGCCUGUGGCUCGAGGGCAACCCCUGGGACUGCGGUUGCGCGCUGGGUGCCCUGCGGGCCUUCGCCCUGCAGCAGCCAGCCUCUGUGCCCCGCUUCGUGCAGGCCCUGGCAGAGGGCGAUGACGACCGCCAGCCGCCCUUGCUGGCCUACAACAACAUCACCUGCGCCAGCCCGCCCAGCCUGGCGGGCCUCGACUUGCGCGACGUUGGCGAGGCCCACUUUGCCCACUGCUGACCCAAGGCUGCCCCGGCGUCUUGACGGGCCCUCGCAACUCCGGGGGGACACAGUUCAGGACCUGCGGGCCCCAGCCUGCUCCCUGAGGGCCUGUUCAUGAGGGUCGGGGACAUGGCCUCCCCAGCUGUCAUCAAUUAAAGCAACCAAAUAAACGGGGCCGCGUGUGCA
Molecule: messenger RNA, 4840 nt
Organism: Capra hircus (goat)
Lineage: Eukaryota; Metazoa; Chordata; Mammalia; Artiodactyla; Bovidae
Gene: IGFALS
Product: insulin like growth factor binding protein acid labile subunit
Exons: 2
Coding region: 2837-4672 (611 amino acids)
Cellular component (GO): plasma membrane
Molecular function (GO): protein binding
Source: RefSeq, a predicted model, not a curated record